CUUAGCAACCUAUUAUAAAGUUUCAAGUUCUGAGAUUUUGUUUCAAUCUAAAUUCCUUUGAAAGCAAUUUCGCUAAUAUUAUUCUACUGUUUGUAGAUACAAUAAAAUUUACAAUGGCAGAAGAAUUGCAGAAGGUUCAUUUAUAUUAUGACGAUAUAAACAAAAUUCGAGUGAUUGAAACUAAUGUCUUGAAAGAAACUGAGGAUUUAAAGGAAACAUGCAAGGACUAUGACACAAAGAUUCAAGAUUUUGGAAAAAUAAUCAACAGUUUACUGGAGGUUCUAAAGGAGCUUGGUGAUAAUGUCGAGAAGAAAAAAAUGGCGGCUAUUGGUUCUAUGAACCUUUUAAAGUCUAUUUCAAAAGAAAGGGAGGCGGAGCAAGCCAAACUACAAGCGGAGAUAAACGAUAAGACAAUGAUACUAGAACAGUUAGACAGCGAAUACGACGCUCUUCAGAUUCUUGAAGCCACACAAAUGGAAACCAUUGAGUACUUGACGCAAAUAAGAUAAAAGAUAUAAUAUCGUUGAACUUCUGAUGUUGAUUUUAUCUACCCACUAAGUUCUUAAUAUUCUUCACUUUAUUUUUGGUGAAAUUCAAUUUCAAUUGAACCACAAACAAAAUAAAUAAAACUUAUAUA
This is a messenger RNA of Helicoverpa armigera (cotton bollworm), 637 nucleotides long. Its product is annotated as intraflagellar transport protein 20 homolog. Gene Ontology annotation, cellular component: centrosome; Golgi apparatus; cilium. The record is from RefSeq and is a predicted model, not a curated record. The coding region runs from base 114 to 509 and encodes 131 amino acids. Lineage: Eukaryota; Metazoa; Arthropoda; Insecta; Lepidoptera; Noctuidae. The transcript has 3 exons. Gene Ontology annotation, biological process: centrosome localization; protein localization to cilium; intraciliary transport.